AUGCACGCCGCAUACUGAAUGAAAACAAAUGCGAAAUUCCUCAGAGAAGCGAAAUUUUAAAUAAGAAAAGUCUCUGUAGUUCGAAAGUGUUUAAUUAUAUUAAUUAGAGGCUACUAAAAAUGAAGCUCAGCGUAGAUGGGCUGCUUGUAUAUUUUCCCUACGAAUACAUUUAUCCCGAACAAUAUGCGUAUAUGUUGGAGCUGAAGCGAAGCCUGGACGCCAAGGGGCAUUGUCUGCUGGAGAUGCCUUCGGGAACGGGAAAAACAGCCACGCUGCUCUCCCUAAUUGUCGCCUACAUGAUUGAGCAUCCAGAGAGGAUUCGCAAAUUGAUAUAUUGCUCCCGAACUGUGCCCGAAAUCGAGAAAGUAAUUGCUGAGCUACAGAAUCUAAUGGUCUACUAUGAUAAACAUGCGCAUACGCCGCCGGGGAUGACGGGUCUGGUGCUCAGCUCACGCAAGAACAUGUGCAUCCAUCCGGAGGUGAGCAAGGAGCGCGAGGGCAAAGCUGUCGAUGGCAAAUGCUAUGGAUUAACUGCUAGCUACAUACGUGAACGCCACGAAAUGGAUGCAGAAGUGCCCAUUUGUCAGUAUUUUGAAGGAUUUACCCUGGAGGGCAAAGAGUCGACGUUGCCUGUGGGCAUAUAUAGCAUUGAUGAUCUUAAGGAAUAUGGACGCUCAAGGAACUGGUGUCCUUAUUUUACAGCACGUUACGCGAUUGCACACGCACAUAUUGUGGUCUACAGUUAUCAUUAUCUGUUGGAUCCGAAGAUUGCACAGGUCGUUUCCAAGGAGAUGACACGCGAAUCCUGCGUUGUAUUCGACGAGGCGCAUAAUAUUGAUAAUGUCUGCAUUGACUCCAUGAGCGUGAAAAUCAAUCGACGCACCGUGGAGCGUAGCACGAAUGCUCUCAAUAAUCUCACCAAAUUGGUACAGGAUAUGCGCGAUGAAGAUACGAACCGACUGAAUGAGGAAUAUCAGCGCAUGGUGCAGGGUCUGAAGGAUGCCAGCGUACAACGCGAUACGGACAUGAUUUUGGCCAAUCCAGUGCUGCCCAAAGAUGUCCUCACCGAGGUUGUGCCCGGCAACAUACGCAAUGCGGAUCAUUUUCUCAGUUUCUUGCGCCGCUUCAUCGAAUACAUCAAGACGCGUCUGCGUGUCCAUCACGUCGUCCAGGAAUCGCCGGCAGGCUUCCUCAAAGAUGUAUCCUCCAAGAUAUGCAUCGAACGCAAACCGCUUCGUUUCUGUGCCGAGCGCUUGUCCAGCUUGUUGCGUACGCUGGAAAUUAGCGAUAUGACUGAAUUUGGCGCCCUGACGCUGAUUACCCACUUUGCAACAUUGGUUUCAACGUACACAAAAGGAUUCACAAUUAUCAUUGAGCCUUUUGAUGACAAAACGCCAACUGUUUCGAAUCCCAUAAUGCAUUUUAGCUGCUUGGAUUCAUCGAUUGCCAUGGCGCCAGUUUUUUCGCGCUUUCAAACCGUUGUCAUAACAUCGGGCACUCUUUCGCCCAUGGACAUGUAUCCCAAGAUUCUGGACUUUGAUCCGGUGGUUAUGAGCAGCUUUACAAUGACAUUGGCGCGUCCCUGUUUGCUGCCAAUGAUUGUGUCGAAGGGCAACGAUCAAGUGUCCAUUUCAUCCAAGUUUGAGACACGUGAGGACACUGCGGUGAUUAGGAAUUAUGGCCAGUUAUUGGUGGAGGUGGCUAAAACUGUGCCCGAUGGCAUUGUUUGCUUCUUUACAUCGUAUUUGUAUCUGGAGUCGGUUGUUGCCUCGUGGUAUGAUCAGGGCAUUGUGGACACACUGCUGCGCUACAAACUGCUCUUCAUUGAGACGCAGGACAAUGCGGAGACGAGCUAUGCGCUGAUGAACUAUGUUAAGGCUUGCGAUUGUGGUCGCGGCGCUGUGCUGUUGGCUGUGGCGCGUGGCAAGGUCUCCGAGGGUGUGGAUUUCGAUCAUCAUUAUGGUCGCGCGGUGCUCAUGUUCGGCAUACCCUAUGUGUACACGCAGUCGCGCAUACUCAAGGCGCGUCUCGACUAUCUGCGCGACCAAUUCCAGAUACGUGAGAAUGACUUUCUCACCUUUGAUGCGAUGCGGCAUGCCGCCCAGUGUGUGGGCCGUGCGUUGCGCGGCAAAACCGACUAUGGCAUCAUGAUCUUUGCCGACAAGCGCUUCUCGCGCCAGGAUAAACGUUCGCGUCUGCCCAAAUGGAUACAGGAGCAUCUGGUCGAUAGCUUUUGCAAUCUGAGCACAGAGGAGGCUGUGCAGCUCGCUCGCCGCUGGCUGCGACGCAUGGCCCAGCCGUUUUCACGGGAAGUUCAGCUGGGCAUAUCGCUGCUGACGCUGGCGCAACUCGAGGGCAUGGAGCAGGAGAAACUGGAGCGGCAGGCGCAGGGCAAACAGGGCGUGGGCGGCGAGGUGCAGGAGCUGUAAAAAAAAAAACAAAAACAAAUAUAAAUCAAUAAAAACGAAACCGGUUUUCGUAUCUGGCGCCCGGCUCUGGCUUUGGCUCUGGCUCUUCCUUCCGCAAUGUAUUUUUCCUUUUGACGGGCCAUGUUUGCGGCUGUAUACGAGAAUACACAUAAUUAUAAUAAAAAGUGAAUUUGUUGCCAGCUAAUGGCAUUGAAUGCCUUUAAACGGUGCAACAAAAGCCGAACAAUAA
Drosophila grimshawi is the source of this 2658-nucleotide messenger RNA. RefSeq names its product general transcription and DNA repair factor IIH helicase subunit XPD (gene Xpd). The record is from RefSeq and is a predicted model, not a curated record. The transcript is spliced from 8 exons. Gene Ontology annotation, biological process: transcription by RNA polymerase II; positive regulation of mitotic recombination; nucleotide-excision repair. Bases 120 to 2429 code for a protein of 769 amino acids. Lineage: Eukaryota; Metazoa; Arthropoda; Insecta; Diptera; Drosophilidae. Gene Ontology annotation, molecular function: hydrolase activity, acting on acid anhydrides, in phosphorus-containing anhydrides; damaged DNA binding; DNA helicase activity. Gene Ontology annotation, cellular component: nucleus.